CAUCACGUCCACCAUGAGUUCUGCCUCUUCAACCAAACCCCACGUCUUGGUGUUUCCAUACCCAGCACAGGGUCACAUGAUCCCUCUCAUCGACCUCACUCACCAACUCGUCAGUCGUGGACUCACCGUCACCGUCCUCGUCACCCCUAAAAACCUCCCUCUCCUCGACCCCCUCCUCUCCUCCUCCUCCUCCCAAAACCCUAACCCUAAUCCCAUCGAAACCUUGGUCCUCCCUUUCCCUCCACACCCCUCCAUCCCUGCCGGCAUCGAAAACGUCAAGGAUCUCCCCAUCCCCUACUUCUCCGCCAUGAUGUGUGCCUUAGGCCAACUACACGACCCCCUCCUCCGCUGGUUCAACUCCCACCCCAACCCACCCGUCGCCAUCAUCUCCGAUAUGUUCCUCGGCUGGACCCACCGCCUCGCAACGCAGCUGGGUAUUCAGCGGCUCAUAUUCUCCGCCUCCGGCGCCUUUGCGCUUUCCAUCGUCGACGCGCUCUGGGAACGCAUGCCAAAGCGAGACGACCCAGAGGACCAAGACCAAGUUUUUGCAUUUCCCCAAGUUCCUAAUUCCCCGAAAUACCCCUGGUGGCAGCUCUCCACCGUGUACCGCUCUUACGUGGAGGGCAACCCCGACUCGGAGUUCAUCCGAGACGGAUACAAAAGUAACAGGGCAAGUUGGGGACUCGUCGUCAACUCGUUCACCGAGUUGGAACGGGUUUAUCUCGAGCAUCUCAAAAAAGAGCUGGGUUACGAUCGUGUGUGGGCAGUCGGACCGCUCCUCCCUCCCGACAGGGUUACAGAUCACGUUGACAAGGAUGACGAGUCCAGGCCCACGGAAAUAAGGGGCGGAUCCAGCGCAGUUUCUCUGGACCACAUCAAGUUGUGGCUGGACGCGUGCGCAGAGGACCACCAGGUGGUGUACGUGUGCUUCGGGAGUCAAGCGGUGUUGACCAACCAUCAGAUGGAAGCCGUCGCGUCGGGAUUGGAGAAAAGCGGAGUCCGGUUUGUUUGGUCCGUCAAGGGACCCACAAAGGGACACGUGGAGGGAGAUUAUGGCGUAGUGCCGGCAGGGUUUGAGAAUCGGACGGCAGGGAGAGGGCUGGUGAUUAGAGGGUGGGCCCCGCAGGUUUUUAUAUUGAGUCACCGAGCCGUGGGUGCGUUCCUGACUCACUGCGGGUGGAACUCGGUUCUGGAAUCGGUGGUGGCAGGCGUGCCGAUGCUGGCGUGGCCAAGGGGGGCUGACCAAUUUUGCAACGCUACGUUGCUCGUGGACCAGCUGAAGGUUGGGAUCAGGGUGUGCGAGGGCUCGAGUACAGUCCCUGACUCGGACGAGUUGGCACGAGUGCUGGCGGAAUCGGUGAGUGGGGACUGGGCUGAGAGGGCUCGAGCCGCGGGGUUGCGGGAGGCGGCGCGUCAGGCUAUAAAAGAAGGUGGGAGUUCGGUGAACGAGUUGGAUCGUUUGGUAUGCCAACUUUGUGCGUUGGAAAUUCCGGCGAGUAGUAAUUUGCAAUCCAUGCGAAAUGGAAAUUGAACGAGUAUUAUUUAUGAUAAUAAUAAAAAGAAAUUAUUACAAA
Messenger RNA from Pyrus x bretschneideri (Chinese white pear), 1574 nucleotides. Its product is annotated as UDP-glycosyltransferase 89B2. The transcript has a single exon. The record is from RefSeq and is a predicted model, not a curated record. Bases 14 to 1531 code for a protein of 505 amino acids. Lineage: Eukaryota; Viridiplantae; Streptophyta; Magnoliopsida; Rosales; Rosaceae. Gene Ontology annotation, molecular function: UDP-glycosyltransferase activity.